Nylanderia fulva is the source of this 1455-nucleotide messenger RNA. RefSeq names its product SH3 domain containing GRB2 like, endophilin-B (gene EndoB). The record is from RefSeq and is a predicted model, not a curated record. Gene Ontology annotation, molecular function: protein binding. Gene Ontology annotation, cellular component: membrane; cytoplasm. Gene Ontology annotation, biological process: membrane organization. NCBI's taxonomy places the organism in Eukaryota, Metazoa, Arthropoda, Insecta, Hymenoptera, Formicidae.
UGCGGAGACACGCGGUAUUAAUGAUCGAUAGAGGAAGAUAAAGUGUGUGUAUACGUAAAACGCGAGUGUAUACAUACACGUAUAAAUAUAUAAAGGACGGAGCACGGAGCGAGAAGGAAGGGUCGGGUGUACGAAAUCUUUCGGUCGCGCGUGAAAUAAUCUGAUCGCCGGAGAAAUGGAUUUUAACGUGAAGAAGUUGGUGAAGGACGCGGGAGCCGCCCUGAGCAGAGUCGUUCAGUUGACCGAGGAAACACUGGGCACUUCGGAAAAAACAGAGUUGGAUGCACAUUUGGAGCAUUUAGCCGAGAGAGCAAAUGCUACCAAGACGUGGACAGAGAAGAUACUGCGGAAUAUGGAAGCUGUGCUUACUCCAAAUCCUGGCAAUAGAAUUGAAGACUUUUUCUUUGAAAAAAUUGAUAAGAAGAGACCUAAUCGCUUGAGCAAUUUAGAGUAUGUGGGCACUGAUAUGAUAGAAGCUGGGAAUGAUUUUGGCCCAGGAAUAGCUUAUGGUAGCUCAUUAAUAAAAGUUGGUCAAUGCCAGCAGAAAUUGGGACAAAUCGAAAGAGAUUUUAUAGGAACUGCCGCCAACUGUUACAUACAGCCUCUGAGAAAAUUCUUAGAGGGAGAAAUGAAGACUGUUAGCAAAGAGAUGGCGAUAUUGGAAACUAAAAGGCUGGAUCUGGAUGCGUGUAAAAAUAGAGUAAGGAAAGCGAGGAGUAUGCUUGGUCAACAGAGUGAGUCUGGCGUAUCACCCGAAGUGUUGCUCGAUCAGGCAGAGAGGGAGCUGAGGGUAGCGCAGUCGGAAUUCGAUCGACAAGCGGAGAUCGUGAAACUGCUGUUGGAAGGUGUCUCCAGCUCGCAGGCCGGACACUUGCGAUGUCUGCACGAGUUCGUGGAAGCCCAAACUCGUCAUUACGCGCAGUGCCACGCCGUCAUGCAGGAUCUGCAGCGCGAACUCGCCGGGGCACGUCAACCGAGCCCUUUGCUGAGAGUCAACAGCGAGGAAGUGAUCGAGCUAACUCCCUCGCCCACUCUCCCUGUUAACUCAUCUGUCUACCCUCAAAAUUCAUCGCCUGUAACCACCGGAUCUACCGCUUACGUUACCGCCACGUUCGACACUGAUAUUAGUAAAAUUUAAUUUACUUAUUCGUUCAUGGAUCUCGUUGACGGAUUGUUGUUACGCGAAUUCUGCAUCUAUUGCGUAUUAGUUGUUACACUACAUUUUCUCUCUUCUUCUAACAGUGGUGUUUAUUGUCAAGUUAAUUAAUAAUUAAUUAAUUCACGUACCUUCUUGUAUUCAGGGUGUAUGCUCCCUGGAAAACCUGGAAAACUUUGAAUUCUCAGGGAAUUUUGUCCUACCUUGAAAAAUCCUAGAAUUAUCAUGGAAUUUGAUUUGAACUCAGGGAAUUAAAAAAAAAUUGUCCCUUUGAUUUUAAAAUAGUUUUAUAUAAAGUG